This is a messenger RNA of Prorocentrum cordatum, 1776 nucleotides long. NCBI's taxonomy places the organism in Eukaryota, Dinophyceae, Prorocentrales, Prorocentraceae. The record is from the annotation of a GenBank genome assembly.
AUGACGCAGAGCACCAGCGAUGUAGAGUUGAUGAACACCCCAGACGGUGUCACGGCGCUUGUGACGGCUACACCUUUCCAAUAUGACGAUAUCAAUGAGUUCUACCGUCGUUUGGAGGAAACCCAUGUCAGCAAGGUCAUCACAGCUCGUCUGCAACAGAUUCCUGGUAUCAAGGCCGCGUGCCAGAGCGAACCCUGCAAUUUCACAGCCACCGCUGGUCCUUUCCUCGAGGCGGCGCAAUGCAGCACUUCCUUUCUGAGUGAAGUUCCCUACGAGAAAUCGGUGCCAUCGCUUUAUUGCGUUGGGAAAACUUGCGCCGACGUCUGUUAUCCAGAAACAACAUGUGGCAACGUCAUUUGUGGUGACGCCAUGAAGGCGAAUAACGGCAGUGCUGACACCACUUGCAAAGGGGAGGAUGACUGCAUGGACAAGUGUUGCGUCGUGAUGUGCAGCAGUUGGGUUUGCCCGAAGCACACGUGCGACUUCAGAACCGAAGCAACAGAGGCUACGCCAUCAGAGGCCAACGAGACAUGCUGCGUGAUGCCAGAGGUGGAAUGCUGCCGGGCCGGAAAUGCAUUCUGCGAGGCAUGCCGUGAGUGCGUUAACAUCAGCGAGCAAUGCGCCCAGUCGCCGGAUGAUUCAGCGUGCAAGCCAGACGAGGUCCCAGACUGCGGGAUGAGUGUGACCUCUCAGUUCGACACUGGCACGGGCAAGGCCGUGUUCAGCACCGCCGUCAUUUACGGCGGCUCUCGCGCUUUCUCGGGCGGCUACGGGAAUGCGUCCAGUGGGGCAGAGUACCGCGCGUGGGUGUGGGAGAUUCGCACAGGCGAGACGCUGAUGAGCUUCGGCACGCAGACGCCCGUGAUGGUGGUGGCUCCGUCGGCCGACGGCAUCCAUGCGCUCACUGGGGAGCAGUCGGGGACGGCGACGGCGUGGAAUUAUGUCCAAGGUGGUCCCGCUUUCAGGACGCUCCUGCCCGACAGCAGCAAGAGCGGCCCAGUGGUCGGCAUUGCCGGGGGCUUUACAUACCAGACGUCGUAUGUCACUGGAGGUGAUUUCGUCGAGUUCUGGCAAUGGGGCCCCGACCGCGUCGGCACCUUCAAGGCACCCAACUUGCUGACAGAGCAGCAGGAGUUGCAGCAGCGCGCGGAGACGCUCAAAGCGGUGGCGGUAAACAUGUCCGACAAUCCGGGCCUUUCCGCCGUAGGGCGGAAGCAGCUCCUCGAGAUGGCUUCGCCCGAAGCGCUCAGCACUACUGAGCAGGCACUGAAAACGGGCGUGCUUUCUCUGGCGAAGGUUACCGCCGUCGUCCAGCUGCCAGGAAACUCAAAUUUUGCGUCUGGUGAUGCUAACGGCGUGAUCCGUUACUUCAACUACAGGACGCUGACGGUCUUGCAAGAGAUUCAUGGCCACGCCGGUAAGGUGACAGCGUUCUCGGCCUUUGCGACCGGGACCCGUCUUCUGUCCGGCGGCGAGGACGGCAAGAUCAUUUUGUGGAACAUCGCGACAGGAGAGAUCAUGAGAACGUGGACGCAACCAUUCGGCGGCGCUGUGCGGACGUUGCAGCAGGUGCGCCAUGGCACCGCUUUCCUGGCUGGCAGCGACGACGGUUUCAUCCGCAGGUACGAGCUCAACGGCGGCGAGGAUUUCGCGAGUGCCGCGUGCAGGCAAGCCGUGGGCGGCGGCGCGGUGUACGACAUCGCUGCCAACAACGGGAAUCCGUCCCAGAUCAUCACCUCCAGCAAGGACGGCGUCGCGAGGGUGUGGAAGCUGUGA